ACAAUAGAAUUCAACGAGGAAAAGAAUUGCACUAUCCUUGAAACCAAACAGAUCUCUUCCUCUAAACAGUACAUAGGGUUUUACAAACUCAAAAGCGGAGAGUGUAGUUGAAUCGAAAGCAGCACUAUGGACGGAAGCGGCAGCGGCCAGCCGAAAAAGCAGCUAUUGUCAGAGUCAUUGCCAAUAUUUGAAGAAGGCAUAUUUCUCGUUCUCUCCAGAUGGUCGGCUCUGCAACUUGCCGUUCAGAAUGAGUGGGGCGGGCGCGGAUCUGGCCAAUUAGCUAACCAGCUCGGCGCCGAUGUCUUGUCCUGGUUUACUCAGUCAAAAGAGCCACUUUAUAUCGAUGAUUUAGAGAAUAUCUUGGAUGAAGGAUUGCUUUCUCUAAACACAAUGAUUGAGGAUGGAAGCGUUGAGGAGGUUGCAGAAAAACUAAUGAUUAUGCACGAAGAGUGUUUGGAAGGUAAUUACAACUCUAUUGAAAAUUUAAGGCAAGCAGGUCCUGUGACAGGAGCUCAUCAACAUGUUAGACAGGCUGUGGAUGACGAUGAAGAUGAGGACAGUGACGAUGAUGACAGCAUGGAUGAUAAAUCAAACAUGAUGGUUGAUGCACCAAAAUUGCAGUCAAAGUCGAAUCAAUUGAACAUGCAGGUUGAUGAGCCAAAUAGUCAGCAGGCUCAAGGAGAAGAUGGAUGGACAGUUGUUUCUUCUAGGAAAAAUCGAGGUAAAAGGAAUUAGGUUCGACAGUCUCAUAUCAUUUUUGUAAUUUACCAUCUUUUUCUUUUUGGCACUUAUUCUUCUUCUUAUUCAUUCAAUGUAAUGUAUUCCUAUGGCAUUUUUGCCGCGCUUAUUAUUUAAUCCUCAUCGUUGCAUUUUGCUUUUGUUUGAACAAAGUCGUGGUUUACUCAAAUGCUGUGUUCUACUCUA
This is a messenger RNA of Jatropha curcas, 924 nucleotides long. RefSeq names its product Pre-rRNA-processing protein TSR2, conserved region. The record is from RefSeq and is a predicted model, not a curated record. NCBI's taxonomy places the organism in Eukaryota, Viridiplantae, Streptophyta, Magnoliopsida, Malpighiales, Euphorbiaceae.